Molecule: messenger RNA, 1342 nt
Organism: Saccoglossus kowalevskii
Lineage: Eukaryota; Metazoa; Hemichordata; Enteropneusta; Harrimaniidae
Product: hatching enzyme 1.2-like
Biological process (GO): proteolysis
Molecular function (GO): zinc ion binding; metalloendopeptidase activity
Source: RefSeq, a predicted model, not a curated record
AUGGCGCGUUUUGGGAAGAGGAGUUACUACGUAAAGAUUAACUUGCAUGUGGUUGAAAUGUAUAUUUGCGCAUGCCCUAAAUUCCUUGCACGGGAAGGAUUAUGUCCAAAAAGAAAACCAGGAGGACCGUUAAUGGAUGGUUCUGGCGUUCCAUAUGUACCGAUACCAAAGAAGUACGAAUCGCCGUUCUUCGAAGGAGACAUAGUAGUGAAGAAAGGACCAAGGGCCGCUCUGAAGGGUAGGCGAAAUAGACGUGCACUGACGCGGAGUCGGAAACUACUGUGGAAAAACGGGAACGUGCCUUACCAGGCACAUCGUGAUCUGAAUGAUGCCGCUAAGAUUGCUAUACAGCAGGCAAUUGCCCACUGGGAGAACAAAACAUGUUUGAAGUUUCAUAAGAAGUUAGACGAAGAUCACGACUACAUCCAUUUUGUUCCCGAUUAUGGGUGCUGGUCAUAUGUUGGUAGACAGGGCGGCAAACAAAGGUUAUCCGUUGGUAACGGGUGUGAACACAUGGGUACGGUGGCACAUGAAAUCGGACACGCAUUGGGAUUCUGGCACGAACAGAGUCGCCUUGACAGGGACAAGUACGUACACGUGGUUGACAGCAACGUCAUCCCCGGCGCCGAAGAAAAUUUCGGUCGUUUGGAAAAAGAAGAAACCAAGUCACGCAACUUUGCCUACGACUACAACAGCAUUAUGCACUACGGUACGACAUACUUCUCCAGGAAUGGGAAACCAACUCUAGAAGUGAAAAAACGUGGUAAAAAAUCGUGGGUUCAUCUGGGUCAACGAGUCGCCCUCAGUGAACUGGAUAUAGCACAGGCUAGAGAACUAUAUGGAUGCAAUAAACGACAGACACGACCAAAGUGCAUCCCCAGCGAGAACAACGACGGUCGUGAAUAUCGCGGCAACCUUGAUUACACGACUGAACUGAUCACUUGUCAGAAAUGGUCAUCGCAGUGGCCGCAUGAACAUAACUACUUCUCCAACGACACCGUGAAAGACUCGAAGCGUGGUAUAGGUGAUCACAACUACUGCCGAAACCCUGUCGGUCGACGAGCGAAACCGUGGUGCUUCACCACCAGAAAGGAUAUCAAAUGGCAAUAUUGUGACAUAAUUAUUUGCUAAUAUUUAUUUAUAAUAAUUUGAAAAUAGUGUGAUUUUAAGGAUAUACACAUUUAAAACCUUGUCAGUAAUUCUGUAUCCGUAUCCUACCGCUAUUGGAUGGAACAGCAGUGUAACCUCGAUUCAUUUGGCAGAAAGAAGUACAAGCACAACAGAUAAAAAGUAAAAUUAUGAAUCAUCUACAAAUUUCGGGAGUUACCAAUGAUACAUUCAG